Messenger RNA from Schistocerca gregaria, 701 nucleotides. RefSeq lists its product as uncharacterized. NCBI's taxonomy places the organism in Eukaryota, Metazoa, Arthropoda, Insecta, Orthoptera, Acrididae. Bases 75 to 473 code for a protein of 132 amino acids. The transcript has 3 exons. The record is from RefSeq and is a predicted model, not a curated record.
UAAACACACUAAGAGAUUCUCUGACGAGACAGCAGUAUCUCAGCCCUGGGCAGAAGCAAGCCACACAGGUCACUAUGAAGGUGUUUCUUCUGUUGCUGGUCGUCGGUGUGGCCAUCGCCGAGGAUGUAGCGUCAGUGGAGAAACCAGUGGUGGUAGCAGCCAAACCAGUGGAGAAAGUGGUGGACGUCGGCAGCAGGACAGCCGCAGUCGAGAUCGGAGGAAGAAGCGCCGUCCCAGUGACCACCGUCUACCCGUACACGACCGUGCCCUACUACUGGCCCUACUACCCGUACGUGACGGUGGCGGCGUCGCCACAGGUGGGGCGCUCGGACGUGAAGAGCGUGGUGCCCUACUACACGGUCCCGUACGCCUACACGUACCCCUACUACACGUAUCCCGUGGUGGCGGCGGCACCGGCGGCUGCAGCAACACCUGUCGGAGCCUCCGUGUACUACGGCAGCUGGCUGAAGUGAGGCCCUGCGUCCACCAUCGCGGACCUUCUCCAACUGGUGGCUCAACUGUACUUCUGCAACACCUGGCGCUGUGGAUCUCGAAAUAAAUGUGUCUGUAUGGCGGUAACACCAUCGGCUGAAUAGCUGCAUCUCUCAAUAGCAAUAGUCGCAUAAUUACAGAACAUUCCCAAAUUGGAGAACUCUGAUAUAUUGUAAAUGUCUAAUAAAGUUCGCUGGUUUUUGAUUUAA